This is a messenger RNA of Arvicola amphibius (Eurasian water vole), 1634 nucleotides long. It is a transcript of the gene Cckbr, whose product is annotated as cholecystokinin B receptor. Gene Ontology annotation, molecular function: gastrin receptor activity; cholecystokinin receptor activity. The record is from RefSeq and is a predicted model, not a curated record. Gene Ontology annotation, biological process: phospholipase C-activating G protein-coupled receptor signaling pathway. The transcript has 5 exons. Gene Ontology annotation, cellular component: plasma membrane. NCBI's taxonomy places the organism in Eukaryota, Metazoa, Chordata, Mammalia, Rodentia, Cricetidae. The coding region runs from base 1 to 1356 and encodes 451 amino acids.
AUGGAGCUGCUCAAGCUGAACCGCAGUAUACAGGGACCCGGAACUGGGCCGGGUUCCUCCCUGUGCCGCCCGGGUGUCCCCCUCCUCAACAGUAGCAGCACCGGCAACCUCAGCUGCGAGGCCCCUCGCAUCCGCGGAACCGGGACCAGAGAACUGGAACUGGCCAUCAGAGUCACCCUUUACGCGGUGAUCUUUUUCAUGAGUGUUGGGGGAAACGUGCUUAUCAUUGUGGUCCUGGGACUGAGCCGGCGCCUGAGAACUGUCACCAAUGCCUUCCUGCUCUCCCUGGCAGUCAGUGACCUCCUGCUGGCUGUGGCGUGUAUGCCCUUCACACUCCUGCCCAACCUCAUGGGCACAUUCAUCUUCGGCACAGUCAUCUGCAAGGCCGUUUCCUACCUCAUGGGGGUGUCAGUGAGUGUGUCCACGCUAAAUCUCGUGGCCAUUGCCCUGGAGCGAUACAGCGCCAUCUGUAGACCACUGCAAGCACGGGUGUGGCAGACCCGCUCCCACGCAGCGCGGGUGAUCUUAGCCACGUGGCUACUGUCUGGACUGCUUAUGGUACCUUAUCCUGUAUACACCGCAGUGCAGCCAGUGGGGCCUCGAGUGCUGCAGUGCGUGCAUCGCUGGCCCAGUGCGCGUGUCCGCCAGACCUGGUCAGUACUUCUGCUAAUGCUUUUGUUCUUCGUCCCGGGCGUGGUUAUGGCUGUGGCCUACGGGCUCAUCUCUCGCGAGCUUUACCUUGGCCUUCGCUUUGAUGGUGACGAUGGUGAGAUUCAAAGCCGGGUCCGAAACCAAGGAGCCCUGCCAGGUGGAGCAGCACCAGGGCCUGUUCAUCAGAACGGGGCUUGCCGGCCUGAAACUAGCGUGGCUGGGGAAGACAGUGAUGGCUGCUACGUGCAACUACCGCGUUCCCGACUGGAGAUGACUGCACUGACCACUCCGACUUCUGGGUCAGGACCUGGCCCUCGGCCCAACCAGGCCAAGCUGCUGGCUAAGAAACGGGUAGUGCGUAUGCUGCUGGUGAUUGUUGUGCUUUUCUUCCUGUGUUGGCUGCCAGUGUACAGCGCCAACACGUGGCGCGCCUUCGAUGGCCCAGGGGCACAUCGAGCCCUCUCAGGGGCCCCAAUCUCGUUCAUCCACUUGCUGAGCUACGCCUCUGCCUGUGUCAAUCCCCUGGUCUACUGUUUCAUGCACCGCCGCUUUCGUCAGGCCUGCCUGGAUACAUGUGCCCGCUGUUGCCCACGGCCUCCACGAGCUCGCCCCCGGCCUCUUCCAGAUGAGGAUCCUCCUACCCCGUCCAUCGCUUCACUGUCCAGGCUAAGCUAUACCACCAUCAGCACACUGGGACCUGGAUGAGGGACUGAGGGAAUGGAGGGUAAGACAGGACACACGAUCCCUAUAAACAGACCCAUCCAAACACAUAAGAAACAUACCAUGACUCAUCCAGGUGGACGCCCAACAGCAUGGAUAGGCCCCUACACACAGAAAGUGUUAUCUUUGCUGCCCCACCUGAAACAGACUGGAGUCUCAACAAGCAAGGAGGCACACUUCUCAUAGGGGACUGAGUCCCACCCUAGACACCUGGCACUGACCCCACUGGAUAGACAAUCACAAUGUCUAUAGCAGUGAAAUUU